This is a messenger RNA of Penaeus indicus, 1196 nucleotides long. RefSeq lists its product as uncharacterized. The transcript is spliced from 2 exons. Lineage: Eukaryota; Metazoa; Arthropoda; Malacostraca; Decapoda; Penaeidae. The record is from RefSeq and is a predicted model, not a curated record. Bases 366 to 1196 code for a protein of 276 amino acids.
UCAAUUUUAAGAUAACUUUCGGUUUAUUGACGUCAAAUCUAACGGAGACUGUCUAUCAGUAGAUGUUACAAACGCAGUCCCUCCUUAGUUCGUGCACUGAAAAUAUGAAGGUUCGUAUGCAGAUUGUGUGAGAAAUAAAAAAGAAGAAAAAAAGAGAAAGACCGGUUUCAUCAAGUGCAUACUAGUACAGUAAAGCAAAACUGUGUCACUCACAGCGGUCUUGUACUUUCAUAUUGCAUUGUUCAUAAUACCUACCUUUCUCGGCGGGUCAAGUGUAUAUCAGUUUGCAAAAAACAUGACAACCUAACUUGGAGCUGACCGGCGCCCCAAGACCGUAUGUGCAAUGGUGUUACCCGCUACCCGUGAUGGCUGACGUGUACAUAAGCGAGCCAGCAGGUUCCCUCUCCCCCAUUGUGUCUCGCAAUGUUCCUGAGGGAAGAGGGAGCUCGACCAUCAUGUCAUCCUCUAACAGGCAGGGAAGGAGGAACAGGGUGAGGAAGGUAAAGGGAACGGGGGAGGAACCGGGAGGCGGUCGCGGCCCCGCCACGAGGGCGAACAGGGGGGUCGCAGAGUUGAGGAAAGGCAAAAGUGUCGGUUCCUCGGUGGACGAGAAGCCGCAGUUCAAAGACUAUCUCGCUCAGCAGAGACAGAGGCGGCUUCAGCGGCUCAAAGGCAAAGGUGGCAAACAAAAAGCAGAAAGGGGGCAGAAAAAGGAUGAUGCGGUGGAAAGUGAAGAAAAGCUCACUCGGGGAGACUCGGCGGGCAGCAGUGGAAGUAAAGACGAAGGGAUACAUAGCACGGGCGAGAAAGAGGAAGACGCUGACAACGAAGAAAAAGAUGGAAGCCAAGAAACUGAAAUCGCGAACGAGGUGGACGACGACGAGGGGCGGGGAAGUAUAAAUGAUGACAACGAGCUUCCAGCACUCCCGGUGGAGGAAGGGGAGGAGGCAGCCGCGGACAACGCUGACGGCGCAGAAGAAGAACAGCCUGGCGACGAGGAGCAAGAAAAAACGUUCAGCCAGGAAUUCAGCCAAGAGGCCGACGGAGGCUACACCGGAGGCAAUCAAGACGUCCUGUCUGAUGUGUCUAACAGUUAUGGAGGCGUCGAGACCUUGAGGAUGGGGGAGGGGUUUCAAGGAAAAAACCUUGAGGGCGAAGACGACGCCAACGGCUACCAUGUUUCCGAGACUCCCUGA